Molecule: messenger RNA, 2322 nt
Organism: Knipowitschia caucasica
Lineage: Eukaryota; Metazoa; Chordata; Actinopteri; Gobiiformes; Gobiidae
Source: the annotation of a GenBank genome assembly
AUGACAGUUCUGCAAGAGCCGGUGCAGGCUGCAGUGUGGCAGGCCCUGAACCACUACUCGUAUCUGGAUGCAGUGUUUCUGGCAGAAAGACUUUAUGCUGAAGUUCGCUCAGAAGAGGCCCUGCACCUCCUCGCCACAUGUUACUAUCGCUCGGGGAAGUCCUUUAAGGCCUAUCGCCUCCUCAAAGCCCACUCCUGCUGCAGCCCUGCACUCCGGUACCUGCUGGCCAAGUGCUGUGUGGACUUAAGCAAGCUGGCUGAGGGGGAGCAGGUCCUUGUGGGCGGAGUCUUAAAUAAACAAAAAACUCAGGAUGACAUCAUCGCAGAGUUUGGAGACUCAGCGGCGUUCACUCUGUCGCUGCUCGGCACCAUCUACUGCCAAACCGACCGCUCCGCCAAAGGAGCAGAAUGUUUCCAGAAAAGUUUGAGUCUGAAUCCGUUCAACUGGAGCCCGUUCCAGACUCUAUGUCACCUGGGGGAGAAACCAGACGCAGACCUAGUGUUUCGGCUCGCACAGUUAGCCCCGCCCCCUCAGCCUGUAAGCCCCGCCCACAUCCAGAAUCCUAGUCACAGAUUGGACACAGCGCUGAUGGAGACGCCCCAGGACACGCUGGAGCUAAACCGUUUGAACCUCGAGUCCAGUGGUAAGAUGACCUCUGACCUCUCAUACAUCGACUCGUCCAUCAUCUCCCCAGAGACCGUCUCCGUGGCAACCGCUGCCUCGCUGCUUAGCAACAAACAAAACAAACCCAAGAGUGGGCGGAGUCUGUUGGGAGGACCACCGACUCUGAGCCCGCUCACCCCCAGUUUCGGGAUCCUGCCCCUGGAGCCGAGCCCGGGAGACCCCACAUAUCUACAGACCUACAGCAGUGGACUGGACCCUCAGCCCUGUGCCAACAAGAAGACCGUCUCCAGGAUUUCUCAGUCUAAGGUUUUUUCUCAAACUGGAAACAGCAGAGAGGUGCUACCCAUCCCCUUCAACCAAGCACUGCAAGGCUCCGCCCCCCACACUAGCGCGGCUCCCCAGGUCCUCAGUCCCUCUGGACCUCCAAACAUUCAACCACGAAGGAGCUCCAGACUGUUCACCAGCGCUAGCUCCACUGCCAAGGAGAACAGUAAAAAGCUCAAGAUGAAAUUUCCCACUAAAAUCCCAAAUAGAAAAACGAAAAGUAAAACCAACAAAUCGUCAACAAAUCUGAACGAGAGUUUGGACAUAAUGAGACUGGAGCCAUUGAGCCAAGAGCGGAGCCACACCCGGCUUACUGCAGACUCCAUCAUGACCAUCUUGAGGGAAAUGGGGCGUGGCUACCUCCUGCUGUGUUCGUACAGCUGUAAAGAAGCAAUCGCAGUUCUGUCGUCUCUGCCCCCGCACCACUACUCCACGGGCUGGGUCCUGUCCGCCAUAGGCCGGGCUCACUUUGAGCUCGCUGACUACACCCAGGCAGAGCGGAUCUUCUCGGAGGUCAGGAGGAUAGAGUCGUACCGUGAGGAGGGGAUGGAGAUCUACUCCACGACUCUGUGGCAUCUGCAGAAGGAUGUGGCCCUCAGCGCUCUGUCCAAGGAGAUGACCGACACUGACCGGAACUGUCCUCAGACCUGGUGUGUGGCUGGAAACUGCUUCAGUUUACAGAGAGAACACGACAUCGCCAUCAAGUUCUUCCAGAGAGCGAUUCAGGUGGAGCCCAGCUUUGCCUAUGCCUACACACUGCUGGGACACGAGUUUGUUCUGACUGAAGAACUGGACCGAGCUCUGGCAUGUUUCCGGAACGCCAUCCGAGUCAACAACCGCCACUACAAUGCCUGGUACGGCCUGGGGAUGAUCUACUACAAACAGGAGAAAUUUAAUUUGGCAGAAAUUCACUUUAAAAAAGCUCUGAGCAUCAACCCGCAGAGUUCAGUUCUGCUGUGUCACAUUGGAGUGGUCCAACACGCCCUGAAGAAGUCGGACUCUGCGCUCGAGACGUUAAACAAAGCCAUCGGCAUCGACCCCAAAAACCCUCUGUGCAAAUUCCACCGGGCGUCGAUUCUGUUCGCCAACGACAAGUACAAGGCGGCGCUGCAAGAGCUGGAGGAGCUCAAACAGAUUGUUCCCAAAGAGUCUCUAGUUUACUUCCUCAUCGGGAAGGUGUACAAGAAGCUGGGCCACACUCACCUGGCUCUGAUGAACUUUAGCUGGGCCAUGGACCUGGACCCUAAAGGAGCUAACAACCAGAUCAAAGAAGCAAUCGACAAGCGCUACCUCCCUGACGACGACGGUCCGGAGGAAAUGACGGACGCAGAUGACUCUCGGCUCCAGUCAAAUGACAGCGACGACGUUCUGUGA